AUGGCGAGGAUUAAACCUCAAGCUCUGUUACAGCAAAGCAAGAAGAAGAAAGCACCCAGAAGUAUCAGUAUCCCCACAAUUGCAUUGUACAGCGUAGUUACUGUUGUUAUGGUGUUUUUCCUGUUUGCUACUUACAGACACUGGUCUCAAAGGUCAGUAAUGCAGGCAGAGGAAGGAACAUCAAACUUUCAGGUUGAAGAUGACUUUUCAGAUUCAAAGAAAUCAGAUGUACCUAGAUAUGCUAUUUUUAACACUUCUAAAGGUUUGAUUACGGUGGAACUUUACAAGGAAGGUUCACCUGAAGUUGUGGAUGAAUUUAUCGAUGCCUGUCAGAAGGGACAUUUUAAAGGGAUGCUGUUUCAACGUGUGGUGAAACAUUUUGUAAUCCAAGGAGGUGACUCUGAGAAUCAUGCAGUUAUAGAGGACUGGACUUCCAGAGAGAAGCACUACAAUCAGCUGGAGAAAAGAUUAAAGCAUGAAGCCUUUAUGCUUGGCACGUCCAACAUGAAACACGAGAAAGAAGGAUUUGAUAUUUUCAUUACAACCGCACCGAUUCCAGAUCUGAAUGCAAAGCUUAACGUGUUUGGACGCGUCAUCAAGGGAGAAGAUAUUGUUCAGGAAAUCGAGGAAGUGGACACAGACGAACAUUACAGACCUAAAUCUCGAAUUGGGAUCAUUGACGUGACACUGAAACAAAAGAUUUAAGGUCCCAGAUCCCAUAAAAUUGUUUGCUGAUUUUUUUUUUUUUUUGGAGAGGGUGGGUGCAUCAUCAUCAUCAUCAAUUCAUCAUCAUUGUUUGUGUAUGUUAGUUACAAGAGUUGGUUGGUUGGUUUUAUCAAAUAGAGUUGUUGUUAGUUGUUACUUUUAGGUCAGGUUUGUUGACUUAUGGAUCGGAUUCCUGAAUUUGCUUUCUGCUAGAAUGGAUUCUAUGCAUAC
Molecule: messenger RNA, 936 nt
Organism: Lactuca virosa
Lineage: Eukaryota; Viridiplantae; Streptophyta; Magnoliopsida; Asterales; Asteraceae
Source: the annotation of a GenBank genome assembly